AUGGCUUCUUCACUGGCUUCCGACAAGCCAAGCUUGCCCGCACCUGGCGCAAAGCAAUACGACCCAUUCGUCACCAACACACCUGAAGCCGCACCAACAUCCGCGCCAGCUCAACACCGAUAUUCCAACUACGACCUGGACUUUUUCAUCACAGGCCCUUCUUCGCCAGAAUCUGCGAAGCGGGCUCUCACAGCUCAUUUACAGGAGACGGAGCGUCGCCUCGCAGAGGCAGGGAAACUGGGUAAUGCCCUCGUGGCCCAGCGCAAAGAACUCACCGAUCAGCUCAAGGAGAUUGAGAAAGUGAACAAUGAGGAAGAAUUGUCACAGGAGCUUCGCGAGCGAAUGGUUGGAAUCGAGAAGGAGUUUAACACACUAACUCGCGAGUCCGCCCGAAACUUGUUACCUAAACAGAGGGUUCCCAGCAACGAGGCGAACCCCAACUCCCCAUUUGCGCCCGAGACGAAAGCUGGCAGAUUACGAUCCGUCAGCCCGUCCAAAUUCGAGAGCCAAGCAACAGGAUCACCGACCAAGCUCACCGUCCCGAAUCGCAAGAUCCGCAAUCAGCCUUCAAACCGAGUUCACGAUAUCGAGUUCGCCGCCGAAAUCAGCACUUCUCUCAUUGCUCAGGUCCGCAACCUUCAAGGUGUACUGGCCGAGCGAGAUGAAGAGAACAAAGACCUCAAGGCCGACAAGGCUAGGCUUGAGCUUGAAUCCGAGGGAUUUCAGCAGCGCUUCAAGUCUCUCGAUGAGAGUGAGAAUCGUUAUAAGGAGGAAAACUGGAAUCUUGAGACAAAGCUGCAGGAGCUUAGUUCUCAACACAGAGAGGCAUUGGACCGCGAGAAGAAGCUCACUCAAUCCCUCAAUAUCAUCAAGACAGAGAAGGUUACAGUGCAGCGAGAGCUUGAUGAAGUCAGAGUGAACCACGCACGCCUGAUUGACCAACAUGCCGCCGCUGUCAAGCAACACGACAUUGAGCUUGGUACCGUCAAACGCAACAUUGCCAUGGCGGAGGGUGAACGUGCUGCCAUGCAACGCAGGAUCGAUGAUCUCACUGGCCAGAACCAAGAGCUAGCCAGGGCUUUCGCAUCCCAGCGUCGAACCGUCACAGAACUUGAGCCCAACAUCCGCACUAGCGACGAAGAUGUUGAUUCUUCUGCCGACCACCUUACACCUGAGCAUUCACCUCCCGUUUCUCCUAUCAAGGGCACACCUCGCCAUGCCAUGCUUGAGACCGAGACUAUGAAGUCGUCUCUCCACCACGCCCAACGAACGAUUCAGAGCCAGCGAGGUCUGUUGCACCGUGAGAAGACCGAGAAGCUUGAGCUCCGACGCAUCAUUCAGGACCUUCGCGAUGAUCUUGAGAAGGCACGAAGUGAUGGAGUUGAACCCAAGCCUACCCGACGAUCCCGCGCCAAGGAGACCAAGGACUUUAAGAAGCCUCCUCGCCUGCUUGGAUCUUUCCGUUCCAGCAGACAAGAGGUUAUCGUCGAUGACCAAGAGUGGGAAGAUCAGAGUGAGAUCUCGCCUCGAACUUCUGUCUCUCCUACGAACACCAGGAAGGCUUUGAGCAACAGCAGCCACACUAUUCUCCCAAGUAUUGAAUCCGCCGAUCCUACGGAUACUGAGCAGUUCGAUACCGCUAAUGAAGGUGGCGAAUCUGCUUUCGAGACUGCCAACGAUGAGCGUGCUACUGAGACUGAGGACUUCCAGACUGGCAACGAGGAGAUGUCAGGAAGCGAUGACACUGAGACUGAGGGCACCACCCGAGGCUUCGGUAACCUCAACGCCCCACGGUUGACUACUGGUUUCCCUCGUCACAGCAGUAGCCUCUCAUUGCACAGCACUGCAUCCACAUCGGGUGAGGAAGAUGACGUUAUUUCCAUCAACACCCCCUCUGGUACUAUCCGGUCUCAGAGGAGUAGCCGCUUCCGCAUGAGCCGUAGCAUCUUCAACCGCUCAAGACAAGUUAGUGAAGAGCCCAAUUUCCAGGGCAGCCCCGGUAGCUUCGCAAGCAGCCGUGAUGGAACUCCUCAGGGUGGCCAGAGCCUAUUCGCCGAGCUUCAGGACUUCGACGGUAGUGACGACGAUUCCGCUGGCCCUGGCACGCCUAGUCGUAUGCGUGCUCGUUCUAUGACUCCUGGUUCUAUCCGCCGUGCCUCUUCGCCUCGCCCUGCAGUACCUCCCAUCCCCAAGGUUAUCAUGGUCGAUAGUGGUGUGAUGACAGAGCCCGUCAAGAUCGUACCUAGACUCACAGCGUUCGAUACUACCCAGAUGAUCACCACCGGCGUGAUGACGGAUGAUGGAGAGGAGCACUAUGCUGAGUCUCCUGUUAGUGUUGUGACUGCCAAUCGACCCGGUUCCAUGCAGUCCGCCAUUGGAUCAUAUGGCCAACGAGCGCCUGCUUCUUGGCCAAUCGACGAACUCCCUGAGUCCCGUCCAACUUCUAUGAUCUACAGCGAUGCUGGUGCUCAGCACGACCCCGACAUGGAGCAAAAGCUGGCUCAGUUCCCGGCUCCUCCUUCCAUGCUACCUCCGAUUUUGCCCCCUACCUUGUCCAUGUCCUCCAUUGCAUCUGAGGUUGUUGAGCCUAGGGAAGAGAUUGAGGUGCCCCAAGUUCCUGCGGCCCUGAGCUUCACACCUCUGUCCAACCAGAGCGUUGAGCCUCUUGCUGAGCCUGAGACUCCUCCUCCUGCUCUUAGCCUUUCGUUGAUUAAGGCUGAAGACCUUACUCCCCGAGCGGAGCCCGAGGCUCCUCUGCCAGACCUGACCAUGACUUCGAUCAUCUCUGAACAUCUUGAGCCUCGUGCUGAGCCUAUUAUCCCUCCUCCUGCUCUUGCUUUGUCUGCCAUCGCCGCUGAGCACUUGGAACCGCUUGCCGAGCCUGAGAUUCCUCUUCCCGAGCUUAGCAUGUCUGGUAUUGUGGCACACAGCCUGGAGCCUAAGGCCGAGCCUCUGGCUGAUCUGUCCCUGACGGAGAUUGCCACGGAGCAAGUCGAGCCCAUUGCUGAGCCUGAGAUUCCCGCUCCUGCUCUGUGCCUCUCCACUAUCACGGCGGAAUCUGUUGAUCCUAUUGCCUCUCCACCCGUGGAGCCUGUCAUGUUUAUGGCACCACCUCCCGCUCUCUCCAUGUCUUCAAUCCUUGGCGAAUAUGUUGAGCCCAUCGCCCAGAAGAACCCAGAGCUUACCAUCUCUGGCAUCAAAGGUGAAGCCGUCGAGCCGAUCUUCGAGCCUGCCAUUCCGGCUCCUGAGCUUCUUAUGUCUACCAUUCGAAGUGAGCAUGUUGAACCAAUUGCGGAACCCGAGGCCGAGUCUGCCAUGCGCUCUGUUGUCGCUCCUGUCCCCGCCCUGCCCCUGGCCGCUACGCUGACCUUGUCUUCCAUUCGGGGAGAGGAUGUCGAGCCCGUUGCUACCAGAGCACCAAAGCUUGCCAUGUCUACCAUCUUCGGCGAGGGUGUUGAGCCUAUUGUCGAGCCUGUGGCCGAGCCUGUUGUGGCCGAGCUCAGCAUCUCAUCUAUCCAGGGCGAACAGGUUGAACCAGUUGUUGAACUGGCUGUCGUGCCCGAGCUUUCCAUGUCUGCUAUCCAGGGCCAGUAUGUUCAGCCAACUGAGCUGCCUGCUCCUGAUCUGGCUCUGUCUUCCAUUGCUGUCCAGUCCGUCGAACCAAUCAGCAAGCCAGAGAAGGUCGCUCCUCUGCCAUCCCUCAACCUGUCAACUAUCUAUGCUGAGGGUUGCGAACCAAGGGAGGAACUCCCACCCACCCCAACCACCCUCGUGUUUUCUGAUCUGUCAACACAGAACGUGGAGCCUGUGUCUCAGCCUGCGCCGCCUCUGGCUUUGUCUGGCAUCACCUCUGAGAACGUGAAGCCCGUGCUUGAAACCAUCCCCGCGCCGCCAACUCUGGUCAUGUCAUCGAUCUCCGCUGAAGGAGUUGAGCCUGUCAGCCCUGUUCAGAAGACACUCACACUGCCCUCUUUCGGAUUCUCAUCCAUCGAGUCUGUUGAAACUCUGCCCAUGUCUCCCCGAACCCCUAAGCGAGAUGGCUUUAUUCUUCCUCGCGACAUGAACUCGCCUUUCAUGGAGCGAGAUGUCCCCCAGACACCUGAGCACCAGACUGCUGGAGCCCUUAGCCGGGACGUUGACCAAGGGUCAUCGCCUUUCAUGGUCGAGGACGUGAACAGCCAGUCACCUAGCGAUGCUUCCGAGCCUGCCACGCCCGAUUCCCAGCGACCUUUCGACAAGCCUGUUGUUGUCAUGAACGACCAGGGUGCGCAGACAUCUCUCACUGCUGAUGUCAUCGACGCUAUGUUCAAGGCUCGUGCUCUGCCUGCUUUUGGUCUCGACAAGAACUUCAUUGCGAGCCCUGGAACUCCCGGAACCACUGGCACGACUGGUACUGUCAGAAUCCGCCGAUCACGAGAGAUGUUUGAGAGUCCUAUUCGACAGGAACGCGAUGCCGACGACGUGUUCGAUAUCAGCCCCAUGCGCCGUCCUGAUAGCUCUAGGAGUGGCAAGGCAUCCAUUCAAGACGCUCCUCCUCUGCCACCCAACCAUCGCCAGGUGAUCGAGGCUGCACGAUCACACUCCUCUCACGGAAUCCAGAGCAGCAUGGCACCACCUGCUUGGCCAGCUUCCGUCCUCAAGCAGAGACCCACCACCCCCGGAAAUGGAACCUCCGAGGUCUCAACAGCUCGUGCCACGCCUACGGCUCGUACUACUCGCAACCCUGUUAGCUACGGUGAGCUUGGGAGACAAUCACCGGCUAAGAUGUCCCGAAGAUCGUCUGUUUCCUCGUUUGUUUCAGAGCUUGACACCCGAUUCAACAUCCGUCCUGGCGAAAUGGGCAUGGAUCCUUCCGGGUUUGGACCUAACACGGAUCCCCGCAUGAUUCAGGCUAUCACCCAGACCAUGAUCGGUGAGUAUCUGUGGAAGUACACCCGCAAGACCGGCCGUGGAGAGAUCUCUGAGAACCGACACCGUCGUUACUUCUGGGUCCACCCAUAUACCAGGACUCUGUACUGGAGCGACCGAGAUCCUUCUGCUGCCGGCCGUACUGAGUUGAAGGCCAAGAGUGUUCCUAUCGAGGCUGUGCGUGUCGUUACCGACGAUAACCCUAACCCUCCAGGACUCCACCGUAAGAGCUUGGUUAUCAUUUCACCUGGCAGAACCAUCAAGUUCACCUGCACCACUGGACAGCGACACGAGACAUGGUUCAACGCGCUCUCAUAUCUCCUUCUCCGCACUAACAAUGAACAAGCUAAUGUCGAGGAUAUUGCGGAGAACUUCACACGCGAGGACGUGGACGAAUUCAACCCCCAGUUUGGUCAACGCCCAGCCAACGGAACACGAUCUAGAGCGCCCCCUUCUCUGUCGUCCUACAACUCCCGCACAACCCGCAAUGAGUCGCCUGCUGUUGGCAUGUCCAUGAACAUCCCGACUUUGACGCCCAAGGGUCACCCACAGCGUCCUGGCACGCUAAGCAAACUGAGCGGUUACUGGAAGGGCAGCCAGCUGUCUGGCACUUUCUCUACCCUACGUGGUCGUGGUGUUAGUGCUCAGGAUGUCAACAUUUACGAAGCCAGCGAGGCACAUGAUAGUGCUGAGGAUGUGAGGGAGAUCAUUGAGCGGCAGGAUAGGGACGCUGACCGUCUCGAGAAUGUCCGCGCAUGCUGCGAUGGCAAACACGAUGUCGGAACUCUUCACCUUACCUCUAAGCAAGGCCGUCAUGGUAGUACCCAUACGCACGCACAUCCUGCUCGUACACAAUCUCAUGCUACCAUGUCUUCUGUACGCUCUCGAGUUUAA
Messenger RNA from Fusarium sp. VM40, 5802 nucleotides. Lineage: Eukaryota; Fungi; Ascomycota; Sordariomycetes; Hypocreales; Nectriaceae. The record is from the annotation of a GenBank genome assembly.